AUGUCAAAAGAUAAUAUUAUGAAAGAUCAUACUGGUUGGUUAGAGCAAGCAAUUGUCAAUGGACUUAUAAAAUUGUAUGAAUUCUCGGAUUUACAAAAUGAAAAACAUAUAGGGAGGGGUUCGUAUGGAGAUGUUUAUCGUGUUAUUUGGAAAAAGCGUAUUUUCGCUUUGAAAUCUUUUAAAAAUCAAGAAUUCAUCAAAGAAAUAGUGGAAGAAUUGAAACUACAUUGGAAAGUUAAUAAUCAUGAAAAUAUUAUACGGUUAUGUGGAGUCACAUAUUGUUGGAAAUAUGAACCAUUCGAACGUCCAAUUAUACAAAAGGUUGUUUCAUCUCUUGAAGAAUUAAUUUCUCCCAAUCAAAAUAAUACAUUUAUUGACAAUAUUUAUGAAAAUGAAUUUAAUAGUAAUGAAUCUAAAUUAAGCAAAGUAACCAAAUCUUAUGAUUCUAUAUGUAACUGA
This is a messenger RNA of Funneliformis caledonium, 459 nucleotides long. The record is from the annotation of a GenBank genome assembly. NCBI's taxonomy places the organism in Eukaryota, Fungi, Glomeromycota, Glomeromycetes, Glomerales, Glomeraceae.